Messenger RNA from Chlamydomonas reinhardtii, 902 nucleotides. RefSeq lists its product as uncharacterized. The record is from RefSeq and is a predicted model, not a curated record. The transcript has a single exon. Bases 35 to 808 code for a protein of 257 amino acids. Lineage: Eukaryota; Viridiplantae; Chlorophyta; Chlorophyceae; Chlamydomonadales; Chlamydomonadaceae.
CACAACACCUUAAAGCAGCGAUACCUCGGUCGCAAUGCAUCUCGGUGCCGCAAUGUCGGCCUCGCUGGCGCGCAGCCGUCUGCGCGGCGCGUCCUCCGAAUCCAAGCAGUUGCUUGGCUAUGCUCCAUUUCCGGGCCUGCGCGGGCCAUGGCUGCCCAAGCCUCCGCUGCGGCUUCCGGCACUCGCUCGAGCUACGCCGUCAGGCGCCGGAAACGGAAACAGCGCUAGCGGCAGCAGCAAGCCAGCCGGCAAACAGAGCAAGAAAAAGUCCCACACUACCUCCUCCAAACCAUCGCAGCCUCAGCGCAAGCAGCAGCAGGAGCAGGCGCCGACGGUGCCUUUCGGCAGCUCCCACUCGCAGCAAGCGGCUGACGCAGCGGCAGAGGCCACACUGGCACAGUCCAUAGCCCAGGCCGCCGCCGCCUUCCGCCACGCCCCUCAACCGCGCCUGUCAACUCCGCCACCCACUCCAACCGCCGGCAUGCCGCCGCCCCUGGGGCCCCUGGCAGCGGCGGCGCGGGAGGAGGCACUUUCGUCGCUGGCGGAGGCGGAGGAUGAGAACGAAAAGGUCUCAGCAAUGGCGGCAGCGGCAGGCGCCAAGUCUACCAUGCAGCGCGAGCCCGAGCCCACGAUGCAGGUGCAGCAUAAGCAGGAGGAGCCGCGAUCGCUUGCUGCCGAGGCCAACGUGCGGGGGCUGCGCGACGCUGCCGAGAUCAAGUCGGGGCUUAAGCACGGCAUUAAGGAGGGCAUCAAGCAGGUGAGAGAACCCGGCGGCCGGUGUUGUAGAUCGCCGAUACGGCCUAGCUAACGUGGCGGCGCGCCUGUGCAUAGCUUCGGUGCUAGCCUGAGCCAUGUUGUGUGCGUGUUGCCCUGGCAUCGACACACGUUCAUACGAUACCUAG